Vitis riparia (riverbank grape) is the source of this 776-nucleotide messenger RNA. Its product is annotated as copper transporter 1-like. NCBI's taxonomy places the organism in Eukaryota, Viridiplantae, Streptophyta, Magnoliopsida, Vitales, Vitaceae. The transcript has a single exon. Gene Ontology annotation, cellular component: plasma membrane. Bases 146 to 640 code for a protein of 164 amino acids. The record is from RefSeq and is a predicted model, not a curated record. Gene Ontology annotation, molecular function: copper ion transmembrane transporter activity. Gene Ontology annotation, biological process: intracellular copper ion homeostasis; copper ion transmembrane transport.
UGAAGAUUAGUAGAACAUCACAGCAAGUGGUAGUACAAAAAUGGAGUCUUUCAUGUACUAUCACCCAAAAAGGAGCCUUCUCCUUUUCUACAUAAUCCUCCAUUUCUCCUAAUUUCCCAUACACAGAGAGAGAGAGAGAGAGACCAUGGUGCCAAUGAACAGCACAGCCAUGGGUGAUAUGAUGAACAGCACAUCCAUGGGUGAUAUGAUGAACAGAACAGCCACGGGUGAUAUGAAAAUGGACAAAACAAUGAUAACCCACAUGACAUUUUUCUGGGGAAUGAGCACAGAGAUCUUCUUCUCAGGCUGGCCAGGGCAAAGCUCUGGGAUGUAUGCGGUGGCCUUGGCUCUGGUGUUUGGGCUUUCAAUGCUUGUGGAGUGGCUCUCACACACCAGAUUCAUCAAGUCCACCACCAAUAAACUUGUGGCUGGCCUUCUCCAAACAGCUAUGUAUGGGCUAAGGGUUGGUCUGGCCUAUCUGGUGAUGCUUGCUGUCAUGUCCUUCAACGUUGGGGUGUUCCUCGUGGCCAUUGCUGGAUACACCACUGGGUUCUUUCUUUUUGGGAGUAGGGUUUUCAGGGAUUCAUCAGAUAUGUUGCCUUACGAGAAAGCCUCUGAUCUUCCUCCUUUGAAUUGCUGACCACUCCUUAAUUUGUCUCUGUUGUACAACCUUGUUUUCAUUUCUUUUGAUUUUGAUGCUUUUAUGGCAUCCAAUUAAAAUCCAAUAAUGCUAUGUUUAUAUUGUUUGUAAAAAUAAAAACAAAAUCCUUUUUCCU